AUGGGUCAGCUUCGGCUCCACCUUCGUGUAGCUCUUUCCGCGGCUCUCGUCUGCGUGUUAGCGCUCAUAGCCACUGCUGCAGCAGCCAAAGACCUCUAUUCCGUGCUGGGCGUGGAGCGGACAGCCAGCGACAAGGACAUCCGCAAGGCCUUCUAUAAGCUAUCGCUCAAGUACCACCCUGAUAAGAACCCCUCCAAGGCAGCCAAGACCAAGUUCAUGGAAAUCUCUCACGCGUACGACGUGCUGUCGGAUCCGGACAAGCGCAGGCAGUACGACCUCAUGGGGGACCCCUCCGACCCGCCACCCUCCGCGCACUCCGCGCACUCCGCGCACUCCUCCAGUGGGCGCGCCAAGUCAGGGGGGCAGCACCAGUGGCAGGGCGGGCCAGGCUUCGGUGGCUUCGGGUGGGGUGAAGGCGCGGGGGCGGGAGGAGGAAAAGGGAGCAAUGGAGGGAACGCGUACACGUAUCGCUUCUCCUCUGGCAAUGGCGGUGGUGCAGGGGGCAAAAGCGGCAAGUCGUCAUCUUUCUCCUUCUCGCAUGGGGGGGGGAUGGGGGGGAUGGGGGGGAUGGGGGGGAUGGGCGGGAUGGGGGGCAUGGGAGACAUGGGGGGCAUGGGUGGCAUGGGGGGCAUGGGGGGCAUGGGAAAACAAUUUGGCAAGGCGUUUUCGUCAUCCAAGUCGAGCAGUGGCAAGAAGCAUGGUGGGUCGCCGAGCAUGGAGGAGCUGCUGGCGGGCUUCAUGGGUGGCGCUGCUGGUGGCGGCCCCUGGCACGGUGCACAGCAGCGCAGCAAGGCGUCUGCUAGCAGCCAUAGCGUGGCUUAUUCAGCUCAAACUUCGCAAUCUUUAUCCCCGCAUAUCAUGGAGACGGCUAUCGCAAAGACCGCCGGUGGGGCGGCGCACGAGAGCCAAGGGGCACGAGAUGCCGCGGAGCAGACGAACGAGGGGAUCCAGCUCCAACGCGAGGGUGCGAUGGAGGGGGGUGAAACGGCAGGCAACACCAAUUCUCAAGGGUCUAUGCACGAUCUCUCGCCAGGCGACUCAGCCUUGCCCGUCGGCGGAACCCUCUCAUCCUCCCAACCAUCACCACGAGCCACAGCGCCGCUCGCAGGCACCGUUACCGUUCAACACAGCACUGUCAUGGGCGCCGACAGCACUGUGGAGCAGGUGGAGGGGAGCAUGGACGAGGAAUCGCGUCUGAUGCAGGUGCUGGCGCACGCGAAGAGGGAGCAGCAGCGGGAGCUAGCAGCGCUGCUCUCCUUGAAAGCUGCCUCGGAGUCAUCAGCACGCCAGGACAUGCAGGCGUAUAUGCAGCUCUUGUACGUGCCCCGCGAAGAUCAGACAGAGAUGGCAAGGUUCAAGGACGAAUUAGGAGCACUGCUAACGCACCGACCUGUUUCUGGGAUCGAUUCUCAGUUCAGGUCCAACUUGGCUAGCCGAUUGCUCUCGGCUCGGCACGUGCAUGAGAGCAACAAAACUUGCAGCAUUCUUCAAAGCAGCAGCACCAGCAGCACCAGCAGCACCAGCAGCAGCACUUGA
Closterium sp. Yama58-4 is the source of this 1536-nucleotide messenger RNA. The record is from the annotation of a GenBank genome assembly. NCBI's taxonomy places the organism in Eukaryota, Viridiplantae, Streptophyta, Zygnematophyceae, Desmidiales, Closteriaceae.